GUGUGCGGCCGCGACCCCGACGGCUUCCUGCGCGUGGAGCGCGUCGCGGCGCUCGGCCUGCGCUUCGGCCAAGGCGAGGAGGUGGAAAAACUUGUGAAGUGUUUGGAUCCCAAUGACCUGGGCAGAAUCAACUUCAAGGAUUUUUGCCGAGGAGUGUUCGCCAUGAAAGGGUGCGAGGAGCUACUGAAGGACGUGCUGUCAGUGGAGAGCGUGGGGACCCUGCCAUGUUCCCCAGAGAUCCCGGACUGUGUGGAGCAGGGCAGCGACAUCUCUAGCUCUUCCUUUGCUGAUGGCGAGCUCCUCCCCAGGGAACCCGGCUUCUUCCAGGAAGAGGAGGAGGAAGCAAUGACACUGGCCUUGCCUGAGGGACCCCAGGAGUUAGAAAUGGACAGCCCCAUGGAGAGCAGCCAGGGCCUGGAGGGCUCUGUCCGGAGUCCUGACGAGGAGAAGGAGCCUGAACUGGGGGGCCUGUUCCUGCAAGAGGACAAGUCCCUGGUCCUCACUCCAUCUAUGACCACAUCAGACCUUUCCACUCACUCCACCGCCUCUCUCAUCAGCAACGAGGAGCAAUUUGAAGACUAUGGAGAGGGGGAUGACGUGGACUGUGCCCCCAGCAGCCCCUGCCCUGAUGAUGAGACCCGAACCAAUGUCUACUCAGAUCUAGGAUCGUCAGUGUCUUCCAGUGCGGGGCAGACCCCAAGGAAGAUGCGGCAUGUCUACAACAGUGAGCUGCUGGAUGUGUACUGCUCCCAAUGCUGCAAGAAGAUCAACCUGCUGAACGACCUGGAGGCCAGGCUGAAAAACCUGAAGGCCAACAGCCCCAACCGGAAGAUCUCAAGCACAGCUUUCGGACGGCAGCUCAUGCACAGCAGUAACUUCAGCAGCAGCAAUGGCAGCACCGAGGACCUGUUCCGAGACAGCAUCGACUCCUGUGACAAUGACAUCACAGAGAAGGUGAGCUUCCUGGAAAAAAAGGUAACCGAGCUGGAGAAUGACAGCCUGACCAGCGGGGAUCUGAAGAGCAAGCUGAAGCAGGAGAAUAUGCAGCUGGUGCACAGGGUGCAUGAGCUGGAGGAGAUGGUGAAGGAUCAGGAGACCACGGCAGAGCAGGCACUGGAGGAGGAGGCCCGGCGGCAUCGCGAGGUCUACUGCAAGCUGGAGCGGGAGAAGAGCACUGAGCUGGAGCUGCUCAACACCAGGGUGCAACAGUUAGAAGAAGAAAAUACGGAUCUGAGGACCACAGUGACUCGGCUUAAGUCACAGACAGAGAAACUAGAUGAGGAACGGCAGCGCAUGUCUGACCGUCUGGAGGACACCAGCCUGCGACUCAAGGAUGAGAUGGACCUUUACAAGCGCAUGAUGGACAAGCUGCGGCAGAACCGCCUGGAGUUCCAGAAGGAGCGGGAGGCAACGCAGGAGCUCAUCGAGGACCUGCGGAGGGAGCUGGAACACCUGCAGAUGUACAAGCUGGACUGUGAGCGGCCAGGUCGGGGCCGCAGCUCAUCUGGCCUUGGCGAGUUCAACGCCAGAGCCCGAGAGGUGGAACUUGAGCAUGAGGUCAAGCGUCUGAAGCAGGAGAAUCACAAGCUGCGGGAUCAGAACGACGACUUGAACGGGCAGAUCCUGAGCCUCAGCCUCUACGAGGCGAAGAACCUCUUUGCCACCCAGACCAAAGCCCAGUCUCUGGCUGCAGAAAUCGACACAGCAUCUCGCGAUGAGCUAAUGGAAGCCCUGAAGGAACAGGAGGAGAUCAACUUCCGACUGAGACAGUACAUGGACAAGAUUAUCCUGGCUAUACUGGACCACAACCCCUCCAUCCUAGAGAUCAAACACUGAGCCAGGGUUGGCUGCAGAGCGGCCAUUGGACCUGGGACCUAGGGACAGGCCUGCCGGAGGAGGAAGAUGCAGGCGGGACCCCACACUCUCUCUGUAAAUGUGCUUCCAGCCACCCUGUGUGUAUGUGCUAGGGUAUGUGCGGGAGACCACACACACAGACAAGGAGUGAGCUGGGGGCCAUGGCUGUGGGUGACAACCCGUGAUAAUCUGUGUGUGCACUUUGCGGCCCCUUUGUGAGGGGCUGAGGGGAACUGGAUGUGGGAGGAACACUCUCAGGAGUUGACAGCAAGGACUGGAAGCUUUCAUUUAGGAUACUGAUGAAAUGAUUCUACCUCUGUGGAUAAGGGUUAGAGGAAGCUCUCAGGAGAUGGUCCCCCCACCCACCUCGGAGUAGGGACAAAACUGUUACGUUCUCCAUAAUUUGGUGUCCUUUCAAACCCAGAUUUUUUAAGCUCAAAGAGGAGGAAGGGGGGUUGGGAGGAACAGGGACCCCUGUGGGUAGCCUUUGGGGUACAAGUAGAUGGAGUCCAGUGGACUCGGGUUUACAGAGCAGCUGCGUGCACUGUCCAUGCCCCUGGGUUGAGUCCUUUGAGUUUUCUGUGCCCUUUCCAGCCUUGGUUUCCUACCUCCCCUUUCUGGUUGGCCUUCAGUUUGUUUUGAAGACAGGAAAUACACACAGCAUUCACUUGGGGGUAGAAGAAAGGCCAAGAAGAAGGGUGGAGAGCCCAAGACAGGUGUUAACACUGGGGGCCAAAAGGAGCGAUUGCCUGGAAGAGACGUGUUCCCAUGGCUGCAUCUUAAGACAGAUGUGCCUUGGUGAGGGCAAGCCUAGGGAGGUGUUUCUAAGGCCGAGUCUGGACUCCUAUGGGGAGGUAGCCACACCCCUUCUUACGGUUUUUCAGACACACCCGGAUCUGGUCCCUCUGUUAGCAGACUUCCUGGUGGGGGGGGGGGGAACAUUGUGGAGCAACCUUGGUCUUCCGUUCUGUGACUACAUGGUGGGAGGCCCCCCUUUCCUCCCCUGGAUUUUUUAAGAAUGCAAUCUUUUGUUCUAGGCAUCUGGGCUGUUGCAUUUUAUCUGAGUCUUAUAUGGCUCGUGAUUGACUUCCUUAUCUCCAGCCCAGAUAAACGUGGAUGGUCUUAAGUCUUCCCUUCCGCUUGCUUUCUUAAGCACAUCUUGUGUAAGAAGGAAGGUUUGGGCAUGUUGGGGAGGCUAGUGAGCAGAAGGGGGGGGCAGUUGAGGGUAAAGGGGAGGGGACCGGAGCCUGUCCCCUGCUUGGCAGAGACAGGGCUGUGGCCAGUCUGAUUUCAGUCGGCUCGCUUCUGCUUUCCUUGGCUUUUCAGAUCCGUUUUAAUGACGCGCACAGAGCUGUCUGGUGCUGCGUAGAUGGUGGGUGGUUUGCCUUGCCCUGGGCUGCCUGGCUGAGCCACAUCGGGAAGAGGGGAAGGCUUGACUUGAGGCGCAGGUCUCUGGGCAUUCCCUGGGGUCUGGGAAGACGGAAUAGAGAAAGGCUAGGUGGGGAGUCUUGAGGACAUGAAGGGAAGAUAAACUUGAGGUUGGUCUAGGUGCCACGCUGGAAGGAGUGUGGCAGAGGCCAGGUGAGUCUCGGUCCUGGUCUGUAGGGGCUGCCUCGGGGAUGAGUGUUCUGUACUUGAACUUGUGUGGGCCUCCAGUGUCACGGUGUGUAAGUUCCUAGAGAAGGCCACAGAGGCCAGAGUCACAGCAUAAUGCCAGGAAGGGGAGGCUUUUGGCCAACGGUGGGCUGCAAGAAUGGACUCCUGGAGGAAACGGCAAGUCUGGAAGCCCCGUGGACCUGGACCCUUGCUGUAGGCCUCUGGAAGAGGAACUUCCGAGGGUGGGGCUGGCUUCCAUACAACACACCUCAGGCUCAGCCAGCCUUCUUCCUUUCCUCAGCCAGAAUACACUCCGAAAACUUGGUCCACUUGGCCUAAGAUCGUGUUUAUUGUCUCUUGUAGUGGUGGCAGUAGGUUUUUGUUUUCUUUUUUGAGACAGGGUCUUACACUGUCGCUCUGGCUGCCCUGGAAUUCAAGGUCAUCCUCCUGCCUUAGCCUCCAGAGUGCUGGGAUUACAGACAAACAAGUGGUUUUAGCUUUUAGAAUCGCGAUGUUCCAUGACGUACUUGAUGCUUCGGGAGCUUUUUAAUAUUCUGAUCCUUACGUGUUCUAACAGUUGGUACAGGUGUGGCCCGGGCCUUGGAAUGUUCUAAGAAUGCCCCAGGUGAUAACUAAUUUAGCUAAGUGUCCUGUGAAGGGGUGUUGGAUUUGCCAAACUGGACAGCUCCCUCGGGGAAGGGUCAGCAGUAACUUGCCAAGAUCCCAGCAGGUUGGGGGCCAUGCAGGGGACGCCCUUUUUAUGUGAUGCUAAACCAUCCUCACAUUCCAUUAGAAGUCAAACAGAAUGGGCUAAUGUCUUCCUGUGUCACAUGAUUCCUUCUAGCGUUGACUCGGCUAGAUUUGAUUUUAAACUGGUAGCUUCCCUUGAGAUUCUACAGAGGAAAUUGCUGUUGUUUUCGAGACAGGGUUUCUCUGUGUAGCUUUGGAGCCUUUCCUGGGACUCACUCUGUAGCCCAGGCUGGCCUCGAACUCACAGAGACCCACCUGCCUCUGCCUCCUGAGUGCUGGGAUUAAAGGCGUGCGCCACCACCGCCCGGCAGGAAAUUGCAUUUUUAAAAUUUUAUUUCUGACACACUAAAAACACAAAACUCAAGAACCAAGCAGAACACCAGGGCCUGAGACUGGGUUUGCCAGUUUGUCGGUGUGCUGGUGUCACGGGAGGAGGUUCUGAAAACACAUACAAUGGCAGGCUUGGGAAUGUAGCACAGUGGUCGGGUGCUUAGUGUGAGGUUUCGUCCCCGGCAUGAAAGGAGGUUGAGGAUCGGACCGACUCUGAGGUCCCGUUGAACUGGUGGCGGGGGUCACCACAUUCGUCGGCGUUUGUCCUCCCCGGCACUGGCCAUGCACAGUUCAAGGUGGAGGCUCAGGUAGAGACGCCACAUGAAAUGUCUCCGAGCUCAAGCAGGGCUGGAGAAGCUUGCCUUUGAGGUGACCAGAAGAUGGCUGGCUGGCUUUGGUAAUUGUGCCACUGAGUGGUCCUUGCCCCAGGAGAGAGUCCUGCUGCCCUCACUAGCCUGGAAGUCUGUGUCCCUUAAUGGCUCCCUGCCUGGGACCCCUGGAGUCACAGAGAGCAGGUUCCGGCUUCUCCUGGGUAUCGGCUCUUUGCAAAGUGGGGGCAGAUGGUUGAGAGCUGGGCCCCGAGGGCAGCUUCAGGUGCUCUGGUCACUUGCCUGUGGGUUUUGUCUGACUGGAGUCAGGGUGUCCCAGUGACUUCCCGGUCAGUGUCAAAUCAGCACCCAGUUCACACCAUGGAGACUCGAGGUGAUGGUCCUGUGGCUAGUCUGAGUUGUGAUCCAUACUGGUUCUGAUGGUCCAGGGGGUGUCGUUACACAUUUGGCUCCCAGGGGAUGUGGAGGCUCUACUACAAGGCCCCAGGAAGCAGGAGGACUUACUCUCCUGUGGGGCGUUGGCAAAUGGACGCCUGUCUCUGGACAUGACUGAUGGGAUCUGGGAAGGGUUUAGGGCAGUCAGCAGACCAGCCUGACAGAUGCCCAGUGACUCUGUGUAAGUCCAGGUGAAGCUCUAGGGCUUCAACACUGCCCCUUCUCCCCAAUCUUUCUCCUACCCCCAACCCCUCCCGGGGCCCAAGGACAUGCCUCUUGGUGGCUCCUCAGCUUGGCAUCACUAACAUGUUCUCACCAAGGGGCCUCAGGUUGGAGUGGCCGAACCUUCCCAGGACCUCCCUCUCCUGACUCCCAUGUGGAAUGUGCAUGUGAUGGGUGUGUCCGGAAAGUGGAGUUGGCAUCACAGCCUGCCUUAGCUUCAGGGCAGGACAGCUCUGUGGCUCUGUCAUCUUUUAGCUGCUCCGCUAAGAAAAUAGGCACUUCUAGAAGGCUCUGUCUCUGAAAGCAUAGCAAGGUGACAAUCGUUGUCACCCUAUCCACCAGGAGCUGGGUGUCUUUGCCGUACCUUCCUUGUGGGCUCCUUCCUCUUCCCGUUGUGACUGUAAUGUAGGGAUGUCUGCCCGAGGGCUACCAGCUGGGGGCAGCAUCGCGGGCCACCUCUCCUUCAGGCCUAAGGUCUGCUGCCGGCUCAGCCUCGUUCUUGUCGGGACUGUCUGCUUCCCUGUUCUGCACAGGCUGGGUUUUGUCUGCAUGGUUUGGGGUCCUUGUGCCUUUCCCCCCUUGUGGCCACCACACAGGUUUCUGUUACCCGCUGCCCCUUUUGUACACCCCCUUACCGGUCUUCCCCAGUCCUGUGUGUACUCAUGUGUGCGACCAUGUGCCUCCACUGAGGCCAGCUGGCAGACCCUUUACCCCCACCCCCCACCCCCAGUCAGGCCCGCUUCCCCAUAGGUCCCCCAGCCUCUGUUGACUUGGUAACUUUUCUACAGGAUCUUUUGUUACAGUCUUCAGCAUAGGAACCACGUAGUCACCGUGUACCUGCAGCUAGUUUAGAAGCCCUGCGUCCCAGACAAGGGCAGCUUUGUGUAGACCAGCUUCUCCCACAAACCUCUUCUGUGUGGAUGUGGAUGUUCAUAGAAGACGGACCACCUGGCCCCAGCAGGGAGGUUGCAGGUCUGCAAGGCUCCAUGCAUGGCUCUUCUGGAGGAAGCCCCAGCCACGUGGUUUCCAGUGCUUGCAAUACAUUUGGGUUUAGGGCCACUGUGUCUGGUGUCUCCCCCCACGUGUGCUGGAGGAAGUCAUUUGCUACUGUCCUGCCUGCUAUGAUCACCUGUCCAGCCCUUCCCUACCUGCUGGUGCUCAGGCCAGAGUGCCAUUAAUCACCAGACUGAUGUCAGGACCUGGAUGGGACAGCGUGCGCUGAGGACACACAGCCUGCUGGCUCCCGGCUUCAGCUUUUCAUGCUCUGGGGCUGGGCCUUCUAGGGACCAGGUGAAAGAAGCCACAGGUUCUGAUUUUCCAGGGAUUGCAUCUGGGGCUCUGCUCCAGAAGCCAGUCAUUGCGAAUGGCCCUAGCUUUGGGCCUGGAAAGGAACGUCCGCUCUAGGCCCCAGGGAGGGGGAAGGGGUGAGUCCUAGGCCUGAACUGUUUGCCUCCAGCCUGUUCUCUCCUGAAACAGGCUUUUAGUACAGACACCUUCCGAGACCUGUAAUGUACAGAGCAGUGUAAAUAAAGAGUUGGCUUUUUGUUCCUGA
Molecule: messenger RNA, 7068 nt
Organism: Peromyscus maniculatus bairdii (prairie deer mouse)
Lineage: Eukaryota; Metazoa; Chordata; Mammalia; Rodentia; Cricetidae
Gene: Rab11fip4
Product: RAB11 family interacting protein 4
Biological process (GO): endocytic recycling; regulation of cytokinesis
Cellular component (GO): midbody; cleavage furrow; recycling endosome membrane
Molecular function (GO): calcium ion binding
Source: RefSeq, a predicted model, not a curated record